CUCUGAAUCGAAAAAAAAAACGAGAAUUUCAAAAGAGAAACAAUUGGGAAAGUAAAUGAAACUUAGAAGAGAACAGUAUGGUUAGAGAACCUUCGCCUUGAAUUCUGCCCAGAAACGAUGACUUUGUAAUUCGGAAAACUAGGGUUUUCAUUCUGCGAUCAGACUGCGAUUUUAGGAAUCCCUCCAUAUCCAAGUGCCAUGAAUUGUGAAGUCUGCCAACUCAAAGAACUGGAAGUUGAGCAGUUCGAGAUACGCGAAGUUCUGCGCUGCAUACUACACACAAUUGUAUUUCAUCGAGCUUUAGGUCUUGUGCGGCCCAAAGACAUUGAUUUGGAGCUCUUUGAUAUUACUUAUGUGCAAUGUGGAGACGUUGAGCUUGAGAAAAAGAUAGACGAGAAGAUUGAGCAGUUCAUUAUGUGGGUGGAGAAACACCCGAACAAGAAAAGCCAGAUAUGUUUGUCCUUUUAUGAGGUGAAAAAUAAGCAGGCCUCUUGGUUCACUAACAAAACUGAACGCCUAUAUUGGGAACAAUGGUAUAUCAAUUUACAUGUGGCUCAACACUCACAAGCACAUUCUGGCAAGACUCAUCCACAAAAAACUGUAGUUGACCCAGGAGAGAGAGCAUUGGGGGAAAGAAGUAUCCGCAGGACAACACUGGAGGCUUCUCUUCGUGAGGUGUUGUUUCAAGUAAUAAAAUUUGUGAAUGAAAAGAAGGACCACGUUCCUCCUAUACCAUCUCCAGAAUGUGUUGUUUUAUUCCCCUAUGAAAUAACAAUUCCGAGUUCAUCAGAUUCUGCAUUUGGAAUGGACAUGAUCAAGAGGAUGCUGCAGACUGGACACCCCACUAUGCUGAGCUGAUUAUCGGAGUUCUGGAGCUACACAAAGAAUCUACCACAUCUUGUCUAUAAUCAUAAAAAGGUUUCCUUCUUUUAUAUGCUAUCUAUGGAAUAUUUAGAGUAAAAAAAAAAAAAAUUGAAAAGAUCUGAUUUUCCUAACAGAAGGGAAUCAAUUCUUCAUGCAUGCACAUUCCCUAUCCAUGUGAAUACUGUCUUCUUCACCCUCCCUUUCUAUUUUACUUUGUCCUAUUGUGAAUAUUGAUACCUUAUGAUCAAUGUAUAUACCUAUUUGAUAUUCA
This is a messenger RNA of Momordica charantia (bitter melon), 1135 nucleotides long. Its product is annotated as meiotically up-regulated protein. NCBI's taxonomy places the organism in Eukaryota, Viridiplantae, Streptophyta, Magnoliopsida, Cucurbitales, Cucurbitaceae. The record is from RefSeq and is a predicted model, not a curated record. Gene Ontology annotation, biological process: autophagy; autophagosome assembly. Gene Ontology annotation, molecular function: protein kinase binding. Gene Ontology annotation, cellular component: phagophore assembly site; Atg1/ULK1 kinase complex.